This is a messenger RNA of Loxodonta africana (African savanna elephant), 3207 nucleotides long. RefSeq names its product CLN6 transmembrane ER protein (gene CLN6). NCBI's taxonomy places the organism in Eukaryota, Metazoa, Chordata, Mammalia, Proboscidea, Elephantidae. The record is from RefSeq and is a predicted model, not a curated record. The coding region runs from base 47 to 1006 and encodes 319 amino acids. Gene Ontology annotation, biological process: lysosome organization. Gene Ontology annotation, cellular component: endoplasmic reticulum; membrane. The transcript has 9 exons.
UCCCCGGAGAAGCAGGGCCGGGGCCCUGGCAGGCGGGCGGGCAGUCAUGGAGGCAGCGGCGCGGAGGCGGCAGCACCCGGGAGCGGCGGGAGGCCCGGGCACGCAGCCGGGCGCCUCUUCACUGCAGGCCAGGCACGGCUCUGUGAAGGCUGAUGAGGCUGCCCGCACGGCUCCCUUCCACCUUGACCUCUGGUUCUACUUCACCCUGCAGAACUGGGUUCUGGACUUUGGCCGCCCCAUUGCCAUGCUGGUGUUCCCUCUGGAAUGGUUUCCGCUCAACAAGCCCAGCGUGGGGGACUACUUCCACAUGGCCUACAACAUCAUCACACCUUUUCUUCUUCUCAAGCUCAUCGAGCGGUCCCCCCGGACCCUGCCCCGCUCCAUGAUCUACAUCAGCAUCAUCACCUUCAUCAUGGGCGCCAGCAUCCACCUGGUGGGUGACUCCGUGAACCACCGCCUGCUCUUCAGUGGUUACCAGCACCACCUGUCUGUACGCGAGAACCCCAUCAUCAAGAAUCUCAAACCAGAGACGCUGAUUGACUCCUUUGAGCUGCUCUACUAUUAUGACGAGUACCUGGGCCACUCCAUGUGGCCCUGCUUCAGACAUGGAAAGUACGUCCCCUUCUUCCUCAUCCUCUUCAUGUACUUCAGUGGCUGCUUCACGCCCACCAAAGCCGAGAGCUCCGUGCCGGGGACAGCCCUGCUCCUGGUGGUGCCCAGUGGCCUGUACUACUGGUACCUGGUCACCGAGGGCCAGAUCUUUAUCCUCUUCAUCUUCACCUUCUUCGCCAUGCUGGCCCUCGUCCUGCAUCGGAAGCGCAAGCGGCUCUUCCUGGACAGCAACGGCCUCUUCCUCUUCUACUCCUUCGCCCUCACCCUCCUGCUUGUGGCGCUCUGGGUCGCCUGGCUGUGGAACGACCCCGUGCUCAGGAAGAAGUAUCCGGGCGUCAUCUACGUCCCUGAGCCCUGGGCCUUCUACACCCUCCAUGUCAGCAGCCAGCACUGAGUCCCUGGCACCAGCUGCUGGUGCUCUGCUGGGCCGGCGAUGGGCCGGGGAGGGCAUCUGAGCAUGCUGUGUGUGUACCUGUGUGUGCAUGAGUGUGUGUGCAACAGUGACUGAGAACGUGGGCAGGAGAGCAUUGCGCACACAGGUAGGCGUGUGUGUGUGCGCGCGCAUGCGUGCCACAGUAUGUGUGGACUGAGUGCAUCGUAAGACUCCACUGUUUUGGUCAUGUCUCUGUAGGGUUUGGGUCUUUCAAGUUUAGUUUUCGGAAGAGUGUCUAGGCCAAGACCUGGUCCCCUGUCCUCCUGUGUGCCUGACUGGAGUUGGGGCCACAGACCUGACUCCUCAGGGUCAUGUACUGGUGGCCACACAGGAGAGGCCUGGGUGGGGUGGAGGCAGGGAGGGGAGUCAGCCUGUUCCCUCACCACCUGUUCAUCCCUCAGGCCUACCCCGGACGUGGAGGCUAGGUUCAUAGGCUCCAUGAACUUCCUGUGUAUUGCUGAGCAGAUCAUUCUCUUCUCUGGGCCUCAUUUGCAUCAGAUGGUCCCAGGGUCCCAAGGUGGGCAGGGGGCUGGGGUUGCGGAGUCCUCUUGGGGCAGCCUUGGGACAAGUGGUUAUGUCCUUGAGGCCCAGCUACCUGUCACUGCCCUCCCACCUGGCAGGUGUGUAUGCCCCAAACCCUCACCCAAUCUUAGUCCCCCCAGGCUGUUGAGCCACCCCCACCCCUACCCUGCCCCCCAGAAGCCAGAGGCCCAGCUCACUCCUUGACUACACAAACCUGACUUUGGGCCUGGGGGCACUAGUUCUCCCACCAUCUCUCCCUCCCCCUGCCAGAAGCUCCUGUCGCCCUACUCCUGUUCCAGAGAAUUGGGGCACCCCCUUCAUGUCAGCCGGCCACAGGUGUUUGAGCUGCACUGAAGGCCAGGUUCGCAAACACUGCACUAGGUUCUCUGACGCAUUAAAGGGUGGGGUGGGCACCUUGAGGCUCUCCAGUCAGCCCUGCCUCAGCCUGAACUACAUGCCUGGCCCUGCUCCCAGAAAACGGAGUCCUCAUUCCCAGCAGACGGGCUGGGUGAACCCCCAGGCCCUUCUCCCAGGCAGUGAGUCCUGGGCCGGGCUGCACUCAGCUGAAGGCAGCACAGCCUUGUUUCCUGGCCAGCACUGACCCACGUGCUUGUAGGCCUCAGGGCCUGCCUUGCCUUACCAGGACCCAGCCUUCUCUCCUCAAAUUCUCAGGUAGCCCCGCACCUCAGCCCCUCCUUUCAGGGCUCAGGCCUCUGCAGCCUCCUUUGGGCUCCCUCUGGACCAUCCUCCCCAGUGUUUGCAUCAUCAUCGGAGGGUGAGAGGUGCAAAUAAAGGCCAUGCGGAGCCUGGCUGGCAGCUGCUGCUUGCUUUGGGUGUGACUUGGGAGGCAGGAGGGUGUUCCCUGAAGUGGGGGUAGGGGGACUGGGUAGCUUGGGGUUUGGCCUGGGCAGACUCCCAAGGCUUACCCAGCCUCCUGUCUGGCUGAGAACAGGCACUGCCACUGCCUGCUGGCCCUCCAUACCACCUCAUAGGCUUCUCGAGUGGGGGACAAGCCGGUGUCUUCCUUCUUUACACCUCUUCAGGGGAGUCUGGGGGCUGUGGGGGAAGGUGGGAGAGGCGCCUCCAGGUCUGCCUUGGGGUGUCCCCCUGAGCCUGCCAGCCCCAUUUCAGAGGCUGAAGCCGAGAGGGUGCUCUUUGAGGGGGAAGGUAGGAGAGCUGGUUUGUUGGAGGUUGGUGCUCGGCCUUGGGCAAUUCCCUUGAUCCCUUGGGGCCUUGGCUCUUAGUAUUCAAGUGCUCAGCCUCACUGUGGUCACCAGGGAGUCUCUCACUGGUGCUGGUGUCGUCAGAUGACACAGGGAUGGCGGCACUGGAUGGGAGACGGCUGGGACCAUCAUAUGCUGGGCCCAGGAAGAAGCCCCCCAAACAGAAAACUCGUUUGAUUCCUUCGCUACACUGAGGGCCCAUUCCUCCAAACCCUGCUCCAGGACACUUCUCCGUGGAAGGGCUCGGCCCUGACUGGGGCACCAGCUGUGCACCGGAAAGUGGAAUCUGACCCCCGGUGGCGUUGGGCCCUGUCUCCAUAGCAACGAGGAUUUAUUACUGAGGCCUCCACCUGACUUGGUGGACUUUCACCUUGAAGCUGGGAGGAAAGGGAACGGAGAUCACCGGUCUGAGAGCAG